Molecule: messenger RNA, 2260 nt
Organism: Paramecium pentaurelia
Lineage: Eukaryota; Ciliophora; Oligohymenophorea; Peniculida; Parameciidae
Source: the annotation of a GenBank genome assembly
AAUGGCAAAGGAUAAAAUACUUUCUGCUAAACUUAAGUAAUAAGAAUUCAAAACAAAAUCGACUCAAUUGAAGACUUAAAAAAUAGCUUAAUUGCUUGAGCCAUAGUUUUAGUAAAGUGUAGAAAUAGAUGAUGAGAGACCAUUAUUAAAGAUUUCUAAUUUUAAGGAUUAUUUACCAGAAGAGAAUGUUCAAAAUGUAGAACUUAUAUUCAUUAAAACAAGAUUAUCAAUUUAAAAUUAAAAUCAGGACCAUAUAAACUUUCAGUGACACCAUAAACAACAUAUUUAGCAGGAGAAUCAGGUCAUAUAGCUGCUUUUAAUUGGAGACACAAAUAAUUAGAAUGUGAAUUCGAUGUUAAAGAGAAAUGCUAUGAUAUAGUUUCUAUUGCUUAAAGAAAUUUUGCUGUAGCUCAAAAAAGUUGCAUUUAUAUUUACGAUCCAAAAGGAGUUGAAGUUCAUAAAAUUAGAGAAUGCAAACAAGCAACUAAAUUAGAGUAUUUACCAUAUCAUUAUUUAUUGGCUGCACUAAAUUAAAAUGGAUAAUUGACUUAUUAGGAUAUAACAUAAGGAAAAAUAAUAUCAAGUAAAAUAUUUAAUGAUUAUAGCAUAUAGAACUACACCAUCACCUUUAUGUUUAAAAUAAAAUAAUAACAAUGCAAUAUUAGGAAUAGGAGAUCAAAUGGGAGUUGUUAGAAUGUAUGCUCCUAAUACUGGAACUUCACUUACUUCUAUGUUGUGUCAUAAAGGAGGAGUGAUGUCAAUGACUUUCUCACGUGAUGGUAAUCACUUAAUUACAAGUGGAUCAGAAGGAACAAUAAAGGUUUGGGAUCUUAGAACUUAAAAAUUAUAAUCUUAAAUUGGAGUCAAUGCCACUAACUUAGCUUUAAGUGAUAAAGGAGUUUUAGCUGCAGGGAGAGGAACAGAUAUUAUUAUGUGGAAAAACUGUUUAAUUGGAGAUUUAAAAACACCCUAUUUAAGAUAUAAGGCUUCUUCAAUGCUUUGUGAUAUUGAUUUCAUUAAACAUGAAGAUUAUUUAGCAAUGAGCACCUUUGAUAGUUAUGAACAAACAGUAGUACCAGAAAGUGGUGAACCAUUUUUUGAUACUUAUGAAUAACCAGAAUUAUAAAAUAAAAAAUAGAGAUUAGAAACUAAUGUCAGAUAAUUGAUUGAAAAAGUAAGCUAUUAAUUUAAUUAAUUUUAUAGUUGCCACCAGAAUCUAUAUCUCUUUAAUCAUAUAGGAUUGGAACAAUAGAUAGAACUUCAAAAAGUAUAAUUGAAAAGGAAUAAAAAAAAUAAAUUGAAGAAUAGGCAAGCAAAAAAAUAAAGAAACAAAAGAAAAAAAUGAGAGGAAGGUAUAAAAUUCACACAAUUAUCUUAGAAAUAAAAUUGGUAAGAGAGAGAAACUCAAGGAAUUAGAAAGAGAUCAAAAAUAAUAAGUUAAAUGGUAAGAAAUGUUAUCAGAUGCUCUUAGAGUUAAAAGAGCUGAGAAAGAAAAGAAAAAGAUUGAAACUAAAUUAUUAGAUAGAUUAGAAUAGAUGCCUAGCAAAGAAUUUAUUAGAGUAGUAUCAUGAAAUUUGUAUAAUAUUAAACUCAAUAUAUUUAAUUAUUAAAGUAUCCAAAUUAUUUUAUUCUAAUAGAUGAUUGCAUUUUAAUUAAAAGAUGUGGAUAAAGGUUUGAUGCCAGAUAGAAUUAUAUAAGAAAUUAUUAGCAGAUUGCCAAAAGAAUCUGUUGAAAAAGCUAAAUAUUUCUCUCAAUUAUUCGAUUAAGCUUCACAAAUUCUUACAGAUGAAGGGAAUGAUGAAUUUGUUAAAAUUGAAAAAGCAAUUAUAAAUAAUGAUUUAAGAAAUUAAGUAUGGGAAGUUAAUUUCAGAGGAGAUGAAAAUACAGAGUAUUAAGAUAAAAAGAUUCAAGGUAUUGCAUAUCUUUAAUAACUAAGGUUAUUUAAUACUACCAAAUGAUUAUCCUACAGCUGCUCCAAAAUUCUAUUUUUGGUUUUUUAGAGAUAAUUCUAAAAUAAUUCAUGAAAAUAUUUAUGGAGGUUCUAAAUAUAAAUAUUUUAGAUGGAUUACUUUGUAUGCCUAUGGUGACAAAUAAUUGGAAAGGUAAUGAAGGAUUAACAUAAGUGUUGAUGACAAUAAGAGAUAUUUUUAAUCAUCCAAAUGAUAAAGAUCCAGCCAAUCCUAUAUUUACAAAGGCUCCUAUUAUUGAAAAGACUAGAAGAAGAAAAACUUAAUCAGAAUUAUUGGAAGAUUGGGAAUGA